Molecule: messenger RNA, 502 nt
Organism: Trachymyrmex septentrionalis
Lineage: Eukaryota; Metazoa; Arthropoda; Insecta; Hymenoptera; Formicidae
Product: tyrosine-protein kinase Drl-like
Exons: 3
Coding region: 221-502 (93 amino acids)
Source: RefSeq, a predicted model, not a curated record
GAAACGCGCUAAAUCUUUGCGAGCGCAGUAAUCGAGAGACUCUUGUAUAUCUUGAGGGGUAGCGCGAGAAAUGGCAGGGCACGUCCGUAAAUGGAACCACGUGCGAGCAGUCGAUGCCAAAGGGAAGUAUAGGAUUUUCCUGCAGUUUUUGACGACGCGGUGUUGAAGUUGGAACUAACCGAUUAGGCAGGUGUGUGGCACGUACGGAGCAUGUAAGACAAUGCGGUGGUGUGGUGGUCCUUGCGAUCUCCUGCGGCGCAAGAUUUUUGUCCUGCUUGUUCUGAUCGGCUGCACCGAUGGCUAUUUUAAUAUAUUCAUCAGCCAUUCUCAGGUCAUGAAGCUUUUAGGACUCGAGGCCGAGUUGUACUACGUUCGGGAGGGGGUGGUCAACACGUACGCGAUGAAUUUCGUCGUACCUGUGCCAGCGAACAUAGCGGACCUAGAAUUUUCAUGGCAGAGCCUCGUAGGACAUCCGCACAAUCAAGUGUCUAGUCCUACAUAA